Cotesia congregata is the source of this 2220-nucleotide messenger RNA. The record is from the annotation of a GenBank genome assembly. Lineage: Eukaryota; Metazoa; Arthropoda; Insecta; Hymenoptera; Braconidae.
AUGCCUGUUCCAUGCCUGUUCAUGUCUGAAGUGUUAAAUACGCUCAGGCCUGAGCAGGCCUGUCCAUGUCUGAUCAGAUCUGUCCAUGCAGUUAAAAAAGUGUUCCAAAUUGUUGGUGAUUUUGAAAUAGCUGAUGAAGAUAAAGUCAUAAUAAGUGAAGUGAUUUAUCCUUUCUAUCAUCCCAAAACAUUAAUUGUUUUACCUAUUACUUCUACUGUUAUUCCUCUUCAAGUAUAUUAUGAUAGUAAGACGCGGUCUGGUCGUAUAGAGUGGAGGUUGAAAACUUUAAAUCAAUCACAGAAAAAAGGUAAAGAAUCAGGGAAAGUCAACAAAGAUAAGCAGGUUCAAGAACAAGAAAAUAUUGUACUUCUGGAUCAAGAAACCCAGUCUAUCGUAUUAGAAGAUGUCAGUAUUGAAGAUGUGACUGAAAUAAUCACAUUUUUAAAAAAUGCUCACCCGGUUAAGGAUCGGAAAAAUAUUGAAAAUGCAAUGAAGAAUACGUUUCUCUUUCGUAGAGAAAAUACUAAUAACCUUUUAGAUGAAUUUCCUCGAUUCAUUGAUACUCCUGGUCUUAUUAUUUUAGAAUUUUCUUGGAUCCAUCCUGGCAUUGAAAUUACUGAUUUUAAUCCCCAAUUAAUAUUAAAUGUUAGUGAAAAAUAUUUAAAGACAAUAAAGAAAAAAGAAUCUUCAGAAAUAGAUUGGGAUAACACCACGUUAGCAUAUUUAACUCUUCUAAAACUUUUACCUACUACCGCAAAAGGACGAAAAAAAAUAAGCGAACCUAAUCCUGUAGAUAAUUUAAUAAAAUUCAUCAAGACUGGUACCAUUCGACAAGACUUUAAUAUAAAAACGACUCAUCCAUGUCUUGUUGCCGUUGGUGUUGAUAAAUCAAAUAUCAACUCUUAUUUUAUUGCUGUUGAUGGUAAAUUAUUAUUUUUGGAUGAAGUAACAUCCGCAGAAGCCUUUGAUGCUCUUUUCAAGAGUUAUUUUGUGUUGAAUAUUGUAUUUGAAAAGACUUUAACAGUCUUUUUUAAUUUUAUCCAGAAUUAUUUUUAUAAACUGGACGGAUCUAUGAAAUUCAAUAUAAGAAUGAAAGAAGUUCGGACCUGGCUAACUCAAAUGUCUCAAAACAAUAAUAUGAUUCCACUCUUUAAAAAAGUUAAAAUUUCUGAUCAAAAUAUAAUGCCAAGUUCUUACACAGAAAUAUUUGCCCAAUCACUUGAAUCUAGUAAUAUUCCGAAGAAUAAAAUAAAUCAAAUUAUGGAAAAAACAGAAGUAAUGGUUGAGAAUAUAUCAAAAAAUGUACUAAAAAUUGUAGAAAAAGAUUUUCAAGUCGCUCUAUUUAAUUCGGUUGAUUUACAAAACGAUACUGAUAUUGACAGUUUUAAUAAGUAUUUAAAACCGAUUGUUGAUGAAAUAAAAAUAUUAGAAACAACUGGAAUUGAAAUUGGAGGUCAGAUUUUUAAAGGUUCAUUAGCAGCUAUGAGUUUUGAUAAUUUAGGAGCAAAUACAAUAUAUGGCAUGGUACAAUCUUUUUCUGCAACUAAUUUUUGUAGAUUUUGCUUUGCAACCAAAACUCAAACAAAAACAAUGAUAUGCGAAGAUCCGUCCUUAAUUAGAACCUCGAGAAACUGUAUAAUUAAUAAAGAUUGUAAUGGCGAGGCAGUUUUACCAUCUGGAGUAAAAUAUGAAUGCCAAUUGAAUGAAUUAAAAUAUUUCAAUAUCUUUGAUUGUCCAGGUGUAGAUUUAAUGCAUGAUAUACUCGAAGGAGUAGCUCCACGAGAUGUCAAGUUAUUUCUUAAGUGGCUGGUGGGAAAUACUCGAAUCACUAUUGAAACAAUUAAUGAUAGAUUAAUAGCUUUCAAUUAUGGUAAAAAUGAGAUGACUAAUAAACCUCGUCCAAUGAAUUUAGAUAAACCCGGAUGUUUGUUAGGAGAACGAGCUUCUCAAAUGUGGUGUCUGGUUAGAUAUUUGCCAUUUUUAAUAAGUGAUUAUAUUGAAGAUGAAUUAGUGCAACCAAAAUGGGCAUUAAUUAAAAAAUUACUUCAAAUUAUGCAUAUUGUUUUCUCGCCAGUAAUUAGUCAUGUAUGUGAUUCAGACCGCAGUGAGCAGCGUGCAGGACUGAUAACCAGGAGUCGAGUUCGAACCCAGCGGACGCCCGGAAUUUUUCAUCAAUUAAAAUCGUUUCUGAUUACUACGUCAUACUCCGAAUCGCAUUAG